Diaporthe citri is the source of this 2628-nucleotide messenger RNA. RefSeq lists its product as uncharacterized. Lineage: Eukaryota; Fungi; Ascomycota; Sordariomycetes; Diaporthales; Diaporthaceae. The transcript is spliced from 3 exons. Bases 1 to 2628 code for a protein of 875 amino acids. The record is from RefSeq and is a predicted model, not a curated record.
AUGGAUCCCCUAUCUGCCAUAGGCGUCGCCUCCGCAAUUGUGGCCUUCGUGGAUUUCUCAUGGAAUCUUAUCACCGGGACUUGGGAGAUCUAUCACUCCCUGGACGGAGUCGCCACUGAAAACGCCCGCCUUGAAGAUGUGACGGACGAUCUGGAGUUGCUUACGCAGGCAUUGGAGGCAGACUUCCCCGUCAAAAUAAAGGCAGAGAAGAAUAUACAACGUCUUGCCAAAGACUGCAGGGAAGAUGCGAAGACCCUCAAAGACUUGCUCGAUGAAAUGAAAGCGCCUGGGAGAAGACGGUUGUUUUGGAAAAGCUUGAACGCGAAGUGGAAAAACAUUCUGAAAAAGGAUGAAGUAGCCCGGCUGAAGUCCCAGCUUCAAGAAAGUCGCGCCGAAAUUCAGCUGAAUCUCACUGCUAUACUAAGGGAAGACCAAUCAGCUAUCGGUCUCCAAAUCACGAGGAUUGAACAAGAUUGCAAUUACUUGAAGACCGAACAAUCAAGACAGCUCAAGAAGCUUCGAGUUGAAUUGCUGGACUUGUUGGAGGAACUCGUCAAAUCCAACCAACAGCCCACUCCGGCGCAGCUUGACAUUUCUCGGCAGCUUCAAGAAAUGCAGUCCUUGAUCACCAUCAUACCAAUGCAACACCGUGUUUUACGUCAUCUCAUACCUGAUGAAAUAGUCUCUCGUCGGGACCAGAUUCUUGAGGCUGACCCCGACACCUGCCGCUGGGUUCUCGAGCCUGUGGAAGGGGACCAGGACUAUCGGAAAGAGGUCCGCAGCCGUUUCACCAGCUGGCUGAGGACUGGCAACAACGUUCUCCAUAUCUCCGGCAACCCGGGAGCAGGCAAGUCCACCCUGAUGAAAUUUAUCGGCGGAAACCCGAGGGCUCGGGAGGAAUUGAGAGCAUGGGCUGGCAACAGACAACUCAUUUUCGGCCAGUUCUACUUCUGGGCUGCUGGCUCAGAUUCACAGCGAAGACUCCCAGGCAUGUUCAGAUCGCUACUUUUCCAAGUCUUGAGUCAACACCCAGGCCUGAUUGAGCACGUGUUCCCUCGCCAGUUCAAACAGAUCAUGACGUCUCGAUUCCAUUUCGAUGCUUCGGUGGAGAAGUUUCAAGAUUUCAGCAGCAAGCAAAUAGAAGAGGCGUUUGAUCUCCUUCUCAACAAGAUAGACAAAUCUGACCAUAGGAUUUGUUUCCUGAUCGACGGCCUUGAUGAGAGCGAAGGUGGGGAUUUGGAUCAUGAGGUCUUGGCGGAGAGAUUGAAGGCUUGGACAACUGGAGAGAAUAUCAAGCUCCUGGUCAGUUCUCGGCCGUGGCGUUCAUUCCUGACAGUAUUCACGGCCCAUCCGACUCUGCACUUGCACGAGCUCAAUCGCUCAGAUAUCAGGACCUACGCCAUCCGCCAGUUGGAGCAGGACCGAGAUGCUCGCCAGAUCGGGGCUUACCUGAUGAAGAAGACCAUUGUAGAUAUCGUUGUGGAGCUCGUUGGCCAGGCGCAAGGCAUUUUUCUCUGGGCACAUCUCGUCAUCGACACUGUGCGACAAGGUAUCCGCCACCGAUACUCUGCCGAUCUGCUCAAAGCGAAAUUGCGAGAGUAUCCCUCCGACCUCGAUGACUUGGACGACGCGUUGCGGGAGCCAAUCGAGAAGAGUCCCAUCGACAGGAAAUUGUCCAACCGUAUGCUUCUCCUUGCCGCCGCUGCACCAAAAGACUUCCCCUUAUUUACCCUGUCAUUUUCCUGGCUGCCUGAGGUUGACGAAUCUGGACUACUGGACCCGAGCUUCCCACCAUCGACAAAGUGUCGGCCAUACUCGGAGCAAGAUCUCGUAGAAAGGUUACAAUGUGUUGCCGAGCGUGUUAAGGGACUGGCAAGAGGCUUGCUUGAGAUUACGGAAGCGCCGAAAAGUCUAUUUGUGCCACCGGAAGUCAGGUUCUGCCACCGGACAGCCCGGGACUACCUGGUCAACAACCCGAAGCGGUACGCGGUCUUGGAAGAGUCUUGGCCAGAUUUUCACCAGUCAGAUCCUUACGGACGCAUCUAUCUGGCAUACCUGAUCUACUCCAGAAUCUCCAAAAGAAAUAUGGAGCUAGACUAUUAUCUGAACAGGUCAUUCUGUCGGAGUUUCAGUCUCGACACUAUCAGCAAGUUUGAAACUCCAUUGCAGCCACUCCUCACUCCUAUGUGGAGAGAUGGUGAUAGUGGGUCCGGUUCUCAAGACAACAGCCAUAAUGAGCCGGUAUCGUUCUUGCAGUACGCAGCUUACUGCAGGCUGGACCCCUUUGUGCUCUCUGAGGUCGGCAAAAUUCCCAGGGUCCACCCACGAACAGCAGGAGCGAACGUCCUCAUCGCCUCCAUGUACUUCGCUUUGAAGAGAAAAGACGAAAACUACGAUUUGGCUUUAGGCUUGCUCCGAAGCUAUGUGACCAAAGACAGCAUGGCUGAAGACGAAAUGGUUGUGGCUCACGUACAAGUGGAUCAUGGCUAUUCGAAAGACCAGGAGAUAUCAUUACCUGUGUGGGUUACUGCUUUGAUCCUCGGUCUUGAGAAUAUUACGAGUGACUUAUCUCAAGGACUACUCGGCGGGAAGGACAGAUGCUGCGUCAACCAUUCGCUUGUGAAGUAA